ACGUGGCGGUGGCGCCGGGGGCGGGGAGGGCGGGCCGCGGGCCCAAAGCGAGCCGGAAAGUUUGUUGCGCGGUGGCGCCGGGGACUUGGGUCCCGGGGUCACGCGCCCGGCCCCCAGCGUCCCCAGCACGGCCGCGGAGUCCGAUCGCCAUGGGCCGGCCCCCUCCCGCGCUGCCCCUGUGCGCCUGUGUGUCCUUGCUGGGCGGCCUGACCUUUGGCUACGAACUGACUAUCAUAUCAGGUGCGCUGCUGCCCCUGCAGCGUGACUUUGGGCUCAGCUGCUCGGAGCAGGAACUUCUGGUGGGCAGCCUGCUCCUGGGGGCUCUGCUGGCCUCCCUGGCGGGGGGCAUCCUCAUUGACCGCUGCGGCAGGAAACGCGCCAUCCUGGGGAGCAACCUGGUGCUGCUGGCGGGCAGCCUGAGCCUGGGCCUGGCGGGCUCCCUGCCCUGGCUGGUGCUGGGCCGCGCGGCCGUGGGUUCUGCCAUCUCCUUGUCCUCCAUGGCCUGCUGCAUCUACGUGUCCGAGCUAGUGGGACCUCGGCGGAGGGGAGUGCUGGUGUCCCUCUACGAGGUGGGCAUCACCGUGGGCAUCCUGCUGUCCUACGCCGUCAACUAUGCCCUGGCCACCGCCCCCGGGGGAUGGCGGCACAUGUUCGCCUGGGCCCUGGCACCCGCUCUUCUGCAGAACCUGGGCCUCCUCUUCCUCCCCGCUGCUGCGGACGAGACCGCCAGCCACAAGGACCUCAUCCCGCUCCAGGGGGGUGCGGCCUCCAAGCCGGGCCUGGAGAGGCCACGCUACACCUUUCUGGACCUCUUCAGGGCCCGGGACAACAUGCGAGGCCGCAGCGCGGUGGGUCUGGGGCUGGUCCUCUUCCAGCAGCUGACGGGGCAGCCCAACGUGCUGUGCUACGCCUCCACCAUCUUCCACUCGGUUGGCUUCCGCGGGGGAGCCUCCGCUGUGCUGGCCUCUGUGGGGCUCGGGGCAGUGAAGGUGGCAGCGACCUUGACCGCCAUGGGGUUGGUGGACCGCGUGGGCCGCAGGGCCCUGCUGCUGGCUGGCUGUGCCCUCAUGGCGCUGUCGGUCAGUGGCAUAGGCCUCGUCAGCUUUGCGGUGCCCAUGGACUCUGGUCCCAGCUGCCUGGCCAUGCCCAAUGCCACCCAGCAGGUUGGCCUCCCUGGAGGCUCUGUUCUGCUAAAGGACUCAUCUCCAACUCCAAUGCCGAGAACCAGGGGGGACCAACGGGAGCCAGUCUUGUCAACACCUAAGAAAACCAAGUCCCAUCCAGGACGCAAACAUGUCACCGCCCCUCCCCCGUCAGCCCUGAGCACCUCCCCCGCAGUGACCCCCAGUCCGGCUCCAGAGCAUGCCCUGCUGCGCUGGGCUGCCCUGAUCUGCUUGAUGGCCUUUGUGAGCGCCUUCUCCUUCGGGUUUGGCCCAGUGACCUGGCUGGUCCUCAGCGAGAUCUACCCUGUGGAGGUCCGAGGGAGAGCCUUCGCCUUCUGCAACAGCUUCAACUGGGCCACCAACCUCUUCAUCAGCCUCUCCUUCCUCGAUCUCAUCGGUACCAUCGGCCUGUCCUGGACCUUCCUGCUCUAUGGACUGACAGCUGUCCUCGGCCUGGGCUUCAUCUACUUAGUUGUUCCAGAAACCAAAGGCCAGUCAUUGGCAGAGAUAGACCAGCAGUUCCAGAACAGUCGGUUCGCCCUGUGCUUUGGCCACGGGCAGAACUCAGCUGGUGUCCAGUACAGCCGAAUAGGUGUCCCUGUGGCUUCCUGAGUCCCUCUGCCUGGAACAUGCUGGAGCAUUGACUUCGGCUGGGCCCCAGAGCUCAAGUUGCAGGUGGUCCUCGGAGAGUCACCCCAGCCCCAGAGGAGGUCAUUUUUGCUGGGGUGAGAGACGAAAGUCUGAGAACCCCAGACUUGUCCUUCUGAGUGUAGGACCCCGAGGGCCCGGAGGACCUGCCUCCGCUUCCUCAUCGACACUUUGCAAUGAGAACGUUUUGUGGAGUCUUGGUUGCGCUCUGGGCCUUUUCAGAUAAUCUCCGGGGUGCCAGUCCUGGCAGGAAGUGUUUCCUGGAAUCGCCCCUACAUCCAGCUGAGGAUUCCAUCAUCUCCGUUCUCUUUCCACCUGCCUGGGACUUGGGCGAGGGGAACGCCGCCUGUGUGUUGUCGACCCCUCGGACCCUCUCGCCCUGGAUGUUCAUCCUUCACCCACAGCCCUGCCUAUUUUACAGGAGGCCUGUCCCGCUCAGUGGUUUCAGUGACGUGCCCCUGACCGUGGUCUCCAUGUCCCCACACGUGCAAUGGGAGGCCUGGACCAAAUUGAUCUUGCAAUCUCUUCUGACGCCAGUGGGCUGGGAUUCUAAAAGCUGGUCGCACAUCAGAUUCUCGGCCCGGGCUCUGCCCUCACGGAGCUGGCCAACGCUCUGGGGGAUGCACGUUUUAGUCAGCAGAAAGGUAGACAGGAUUCCACAGCUGUGCACACAGAAAUCCAAGAGUCAGCCCAGGGCCAUUUCCAGGGUGGCUCAGGAGGCUCUCCAGGGUUUGGGGCCCGCGGACCUGGAUGUCGGUGGGUGUGGCCUCCACUCGGGCAGCUAAUGACCUUGAGUAAGUAACAAUUCAGCUCUCUUAAGCCUCAAUUUCCUCAUCUGUAAAGUGGGGGCAGUGUGCCCUAGGGGUUUAUUCAACCUCUGUCUCCCUCAGGAGGGUCUUUGGUGGGCCCCAUUCAGCCAACCACGGCCUGUGGAACUUCUGCUACCCAGGGCCCCUCCUUGGGUGCGUUGUCAAGGGCUGGGUUUCAGGGACAGGUCAGAUGAGAUGAGCAGGUAGCCAAGGCCAGAGGUCACUUAGGGAGAGACUGACUGGGCAGUUCCCAGAUGCUGGGGAGCACAGGGACCUGAAGCAGACCUGAGGUGCUGGUGUCCUUCAUCCAUACUGUGCGUGGGUGCCCACGUGGCCCCAGGACUCUGGCCCACGAGUUCUCCUCUCUUCUCUGUUUCUAGACAUUAUUUCCCUUAUAUCCAGUGCUGUGCCACAGCUGGCUGGUUAAUUUAACAAUAUUUUGUUAAAUUGUCAAGAGUUUUGCAAACUGGUCUUUUGUAAAAAUAAAACAAAAUAGAAAACGUG
Sciurus carolinensis (gray squirrel) is the source of this 3124-nucleotide messenger RNA. It is a transcript of the gene Slc2a10, whose product is annotated as solute carrier family 2 member 10. The record is from RefSeq and is a predicted model, not a curated record. The transcript is spliced from 5 exons. Gene Ontology annotation, biological process: transmembrane transport. Bases 150 to 1775 code for a protein of 541 amino acids. NCBI's taxonomy places the organism in Eukaryota, Metazoa, Chordata, Mammalia, Rodentia, Sciuridae. Gene Ontology annotation, cellular component: membrane. Gene Ontology annotation, molecular function: transmembrane transporter activity.